AUGGGGACGCCGCGCGAAAGGUACAUACUGGGGCGGGAGGUGGAGCUUGCCCAGCUGAUUGGGUCCGGCGCGAACGGGCGCGUGUAUCUUGCCGCCCCUGUGGAUCAGUCGGCCGUGACGAACCAGUUUCGGUACCCGUCGCGGUUUGUGGUGAAGGUGAUGCAGAAAGACGUGUGCCCCCCUGGCUAUGCCGCGACGGUUCUGAAGGAGAUCAAUGCGGUCCGGUUGCUGAAGCACCCGUUCAUUGUGAGCUACGUGGGCGCCUGGGUGGAGGUGGGCUCCGGGGAGCACAGCGGGAGUGUGUGUCUUGCCAUGACGUAUUGCGACGGUGGCGACCUGCACGACUUGAUUUGCGAUUACCAGAGGAAGGGCGAGUACGUGCCAAAGGACAUGGUGAUGAUGAUCAUGCUACAGAUCUUCUCGGCACUGAACCACAGCCACGCGCACCGCAUCAUUCACCGCGACGUCAAGCCGGCGAACCUUUUUCUUGUGCGUGGCGAGACUAACGGCGGCGGCGUGGCCAAGGCCCUAGUGGGCGACUACGGGCUGGCGCGCCCGCUGGAGCGUACGGUGGAGCUGGCCAAGACACGCGUCGGCACGCCGUGCUACUGUUCGCCGGAGAUUGUGUCUGGUGAGGGGUACACCACCAAGGCGGACAUGUUCUCCGCGGGUGUGACGUUUUUUGAGCUCAUGACGCAGCAGCGGCCGUUCUGGGAGAAGAACUUCACGGAGCGCCAGUCGUUCCACGCGAUACUGCACUCCGACCCAAUGCCGCGACUGCGCCGCGUGGCGGAGGGCCGCUACGACAGCUGUCUUGUGCGCGUGGUGGGGUCGUGCCUUUGCAAGGAGGAGAAGGGGCGCCCGACGGCGUACGAGGUGCUGACUGGCUUCUCCACGCGCCUCACGAGCUACGUGCGGACGAAGGGCAUCCCUGUCUGCGGCGAGGUGGCGAGGGUGUCGCCAAUGCGGGGCGAGGGCAACUCCCCACCACGUCGCAUCUCGCCGGUUCGCCGGACGCCGUCGCGCCCGCACACACCAUCGCGCCCGCACACACCGUCGCGCCCGCGGAAGGGAACGCCGGAGAGGAAUGUCGUGCCGCGUGCCGCGCCCGUUGUGCCCGCUGCCGCGGAAGAGGUUGCUGCGCCAGAGCCCAAUGGGGUGGCGGCGGAGCAGCUGCUGCACGUGCUGGACCGUGGCAUCGGCGACAGGGCAGAGACCGAGAACCUAAAGCGGCUGCUUGGUGGCGACGUUGAGGCCGUCCUGCUUGUGCGGGUGCUUUUGCUGACGCGUGGCAACAACAGAGACGCACUUGAAAAUGGCAUCUUCAAAGUGCUGCUGUCGUUGAAGCCAAGCAUUCCUGUGGAGCAGGUCAUCCUGUGGAUGUCGUUGCGCGGCAGCGGUGUGUAG
Molecule: messenger RNA, 1407 nt
Organism: Trypanosoma rangeli
Lineage: Eukaryota; Euglenozoa; Kinetoplastea; Trypanosomatida; Trypanosomatidae
Product: putative protein kinase
Exons: 1
Coding region: 1-1407 (468 amino acids)
Biological process (GO): protein phosphorylation
Molecular function (GO): ATP binding; protein kinase activity
Source: RefSeq, a predicted model, not a curated record